This is a messenger RNA of Brienomyrus brachyistius, 4751 nucleotides long. It is a transcript of the gene arhgap24, whose product is annotated as Rho GTPase activating protein 24. Gene Ontology annotation, biological process: negative regulation of Rac protein signal transduction; negative regulation of ruffle assembly; activation of GTPase activity. Bases 278 to 2557 code for a protein of 759 amino acids. Gene Ontology annotation, molecular function: GTPase activator activity. Gene Ontology annotation, cellular component: focal adhesion. Lineage: Eukaryota; Metazoa; Chordata; Actinopteri; Osteoglossiformes; Mormyridae. The record is from RefSeq and is a predicted model, not a curated record. The transcript has 10 exons.
AACCCCCCAGUCUACAGAUGGUCUGACCAGUCAAGAGAAAGGUUUAUGACAGCCUGUGUCGACGCCAGACUGCAGUCCCAAACAAAAGCAGCUGAACAGCUACAUGGAGGUGACAAAGGCCACAUCUCACGUGGAGUGCAGCCUCUUUACUGUGGAUUAUUACUUCUGCUUUGAGUGAAGGGGCAGUGGAUAGAUUGAUACUGUAGAUCACACAUUCAUAACCUUAUUUCACACCAACUUUGACUACUGGAGCACCAGGACAGAUCUUAAGGCAGACAUGUCUCUUGGGCAGAAGAUGGAAGAACAAGUGGAUUCCAGCAGCAGUCCACAGCAUGGACACAGUGGGCAGCGUGUCAUCAGGUGUGGGUGGCUGAGGAAGCAAGGAGGGUUUGUGAAGACCUGGCACACGCGAUGGUUUGUCCUGAAGGGGGAUCAGCUCUAUUAUUACAAAGACGAGGAUGAAACAAAGGCCCUGGGGACAAUCGUUUUGCAUGGCAACAGAGUCACGGAACAUCCAAACAAUGGCGAUGAGGCAGGAAAAUUCCUUUUUGAAGUGGUACCAGGGGGAGACCGAGAACGGAUGACAGCCAAUCAUGAGACCUACCUCCUCAUGGCUAGCACCCAGAAUGACAUGGAGGAUUGGGUGAAGACCAUCCGCAGAGUCAUAUGGGCGCCCUUUGGUGGAGGGAUCUUUGGACAGAAGUUAGAGGAAACAAUGCGCUAUGAGCAGCGCGUCGAGGACAAACUGGCCCCCAUGCUGGUGGAGAAGUGCGUGGACUUCAUUCGCCAGAGGGGUCUGCAGGAGGAGGGGCUCUUCCGGCUUCCUGGCCAGGCCAACCUGGUCAAAGAUCUGCAGGACGCUUUCGAUUGCGGCGAGAAGCCCUCCUUCGACAGCAGUAACACAGAUGUGCACACAGUGGCCUCCCUUCUCAAGCUUUACCUGAGGGAGCUUCCAGAGCCAGUUGUCCCCUUUGCCAAGUAUGAGGAGUUUCUUGCCUGCGCUCCGCUACUCGGAAGGGAGGAAGAAUCUGGCAUGAAAGAGCUAAGAAAUCAGGUGGAAAUCCUACCUCAAGUAAACUACAACUUACUGAAGUACAUAUGCAGGUUUCUUGAUGAAGUACAGUCCUAUUCAGAUGUGAAUAAAAUGAGCGUUCAAAACCUGGCUACCGUUUUUGGUCCGAACAUCCUACGGCCAAAGAUGGAGGACCCCCUAACGAUUAUGGAAGGUACGGUACUGGUCCAGCAGCUGAUGUCGGUUCUGAUUGGGAGACACGACGUGCUGUUCCCAAAAGAGGAAGAGCACCAGACUGACCUGGAGGUGUGCAGCAACAACAAUCAGGAGUCUGAGAAGAUGCAAGCGGCAGGUCAUCUGCAGAACGAGGAGAAUAACAACAACACAGCAGCGGUACGGCAGUGCUCGUGGGAGACGCCUGAGUCGCAACAGAAGACCACAGCAGAGAAUGGCUCUCCACCGCCCCUGGGAGGACCCCAAUCGGGCAGUCCGAUUCAAUGCCUGACUGGAAAAUUAGAGGUGUCUCGCAGCCCGCCUUUCGCGGUGAAGAAGAACCCGGCAUUCAGUAAGGGCAGCGGCAUAGUGACCAAUGGCUCAUUCAGCAGCAAUACCGCUGACGGCCACCGGGAGAAGAGUGAGACGCUGGCAGGUGGCGGCAUUCCCCCCCGCCGCAGCAGCUCGCUAAAAGGCUGUGGUACUAAGAUGGGCACCAGCGGUGUUUCCAAUGGCAGUAUACGGCUUGGCGUUUCUAGCGCCGACACCGUUAACGGGACCCUGAAUGGACGCGGCGGAUUUUUGGUGGCUAAUGGCUACGUCACCAUGCGCGACAGCAAAACCAAAGACUGCCUGAGCGAGAAGACUGCCCAGCAGCACCGCCUGUCCACAUAUGACAAUGUCCAGCAGCAGAACUCAUCGAAUAACAGCUGUGAGGACAAGCAGAGUGUGGACAGCGCCACCUGGUCCACCUCGUCCUGCGAGAUAUCCCUGCCGGACAACUCCAACUCCUGCUGGUCAUCCAGCACCACUUGCCCAGAGCAGGACUUCUUCGUGACUCCGUACGACGAACCGGGGCUGUACGACCCCUCGCAUGACGAACUCGGCCAGCUUGGGGAAUUCGAGAGCAAAGCCAGCCGGCGGAAUGCGGGCGGACGCAGCAGCCUCGUCACCAGCAGCAGUGACAACAGCGAGACAUGUGCGGUGAAUAACGGCCCAGGAAGUCAUGCUGCUCUGCAUAGCUUGGUGGGCAGCCUCAAGAUGGAGAUGCUGAAGCAGAAAACUGAGUAUGAGGCCAAGAUCAAGAGCCUGGAGCAGCAUAAUCUGCAGCUGGAGGCUGAGAUGGUGAACCUCCACGAGGAGCUGGACCAGGAGCGAAAGAAGUACACCAUGGUGGAGAUUAAGCUGCGCAACGCUGAGAGGGCAAAGGAGGAUGCUGAGAAGAGGAAUGAGAUGCUGCAGAAGGAGAUGGAACAGUUCUUUUCCACAUUUGGGGAGCUGACAGCUGACCCACACAGGCCAGAAAGAUCGAAUACUGUCUGGAUCCAGUGAAGGACCCCCUUAUGAAUCUAACUCUCCCAUUGGUGGUAAUGCAGAGGGUGGCCGGUCCCCUGACAGGGAGUAACUAGCACUCUCCUUUCAUGAACUCCUGAAGGAAGACAACCUAUAUAAGUGGGUUGUGCUAUAAUUCGUUAAUGUGACCUUGUCCACCAAUGUUAAAUGUUAUCCUGUACCUGGGUGUGUGUAUAUAGAGGACAGAGAUGUUUAUAUAUUCAAGAAAAAUAUAUUUGUAAAAAUAAACUAAAAUGUUUUUUUUCUGAAUGAUGAAUGUAUUGCAUUAUUUUAGUAUGGAUUUUCCUUGCACUUACUUGUGUUUUUUAUUUUUUAUUUUUUAUUGUGGUACGGCAUGUAUUUGUGUAUCGUGCUACUUAUUUUUACAUGUGCUGUAUCUUAAUUUAAAUAACGUUCUGCUAUUCUUCAUGUGUAACUAGACUUUUCCUAUGACCAAAAUGAAAAGAUAUAUUUUAUAAAAUAUUCUAAAUAUCAUAUUCAAUAUUAACAGUUUUAAUUAGAUAUAAACUAUAUUAAUUAUAUUUACUUAGUUAUAAUUUGUUCUAACCUAUACUUUUCCAUUGUCUGUGAAUGUUUUAAGUUAUUGAUGGUAUUUAUUUUUUAACAAUUUUGUUUUUGUUCCCAGUUCAAGUAUACAUGGCAACAACAUCCUUGAGUAGACGCAUUAUUCCAAAUGAUUUUUAAUAGUGGUAAAUUUCAUUUCUUUAUCACAUGAUUAUUAAUACAAGCCAAACGUUUUUUUUCCCAAUUAUAUGCAAUUUGCCAGCUGUUACACCCUAUGCUGCUGACCCUGUAUGGCUCCUUGUAAUCUAAUCUGGAUCGAGGGGCAUGAAGAUUUAGAGCUAGGAUUGGUUAUGAGUUUUACAUGUGCAUUUGCGGGGCUGUUUUUAACCUGUGUUUUGUCUCUGACUCUAUGUCCUGUUUCCCAGAAGUUCACAGCUGUUCUUUAGCGCUUGUCAGGAGGCUUCUUAUGUGUUUUCUUGUUUUUGUACUUCAGCCCCAUUUCCAAGUCACCGUUUCCUGGUUCCUGUCCUUUGUUUCUCCCUGGAGUCUCGCAUUCAAUCAGCUGGCUACUUAUUUCCUGUGUUGUACUGUCCAAAAGUCUUGGGAGCCAUUGGGAGGGACAGUGUUAUUUUACAGUAGUUUUACAAGUAGAAUUGUAUACGUUUUUGAUUGAUAAAUACGGCUUACAUAUUUCAUAUUAGUAGUGAUGGUUUUGUCUUAGAAUAUACAUUUACAUUUACAGCAGUUGGCAGACGCCCUUAGCCAGAGCGACUUACAUAAGUGCUUUAAGACUCUGCAAUGAAUAUGCAAUUAGUAUUCACAUAAAACUAUACAUUAUGGAAUGUGAGCAUCGUCAGUGAUGCAUACCUUACACGUGAUAAAUUACUUUAUAUAACAGAAAUCAAGAAAAUGAUAACAGGACCAUUAACUUCUAUAUAGCUGCUGUUUCUGCAUUCUUCUGCUGAAUGUCAGAUUUGCACGUAUUUGCUGUGUCAGAUAUAUACCGGGAAAGAGUGAUGUGUGUGAUGUCAAGAUAGAACAAUAUUGUCACACCUUCACUUACUGCAGUCUCGUCCAUAUUGCGAUUACCUUGCCUGGGUAAUCUGCGUCCCGAUUGCUGUUUAGACAUUUAAAUCCCUGUGCCUCUGACACAGAUGCGAAGUCGCAUUUCUCUCUCGCAAGUUGUAGCGUGAUUUGUGGAAUCCUGUAUAUGACGUACUGCUUGAAAGCUAUGAUUCUGGGUCACCCUUUGUUACUGCAUUUACAUCUGAUCGACUUUCGCCCCCCCUGCACAGUUCUAAUUGUGGGACUCUAAGAAAUAAAACACUGUACCUGACUCCCUACCAUUUAUUAAUUUUUCCAGUUGUACACAUAUAUAUUGCCCUUAGCUGUCACCCUAGUAAGAAAGAGUUCUAGGUUUCAGAAAUGUCACAGUGCGUACAGUGCUGCAGUUAUCAAGAAAGAUAUAUUUUCUCUGCCCAAAACUUUGCUUGACCGCUUCUUUUCAUUGAAAUUCAUUUCAGUUUAAGGAUCCUGCGUAUUACAACUUACUAAUUUUGCAUCAGGAACUUAGAAUGUUCUGGAAAGCAGCUCCCAAAAAGGAAUCAGAGAAAAAAAACCUUUUGCAUUCCAUAUUUCCCACCAUUAAAUAAUGAGCCUUAACAUAAAA